This is a messenger RNA of Oryza brachyantha (malo sina), 1953 nucleotides long. RefSeq names its product two-component response regulator ORR27-like. The record is from RefSeq and is a predicted model, not a curated record. NCBI's taxonomy places the organism in Eukaryota, Viridiplantae, Streptophyta, Magnoliopsida, Poales, Poaceae. Gene Ontology annotation, molecular function: DNA binding. Gene Ontology annotation, biological process: cytokinin-activated signaling pathway; phosphorelay signal transduction system. The transcript is spliced from 6 exons. The coding region runs from base 1 to 1953 and encodes 650 amino acids.
AUGGCGGCGGAGAGCGUCGUCGUCGCCGCCGUGGUGCCUCCCGGCUGCAAGCUCCCAGCGGCUGGUUUCCUUGGGAGGCUGCACGUGCUCGUCGUCGACGACGCCGCCGUCCACCUCGAGGAGCUGAAGCUCACGCUGCUGCUCUCCGGUUACGCUGUGACGGGCAAGACGACGGCUGGGGAGGCGCUGCAGGAGCUUGAACGGAAUCCAGAGGAUUACUUUGAUAUCAUCAUGACCGACGUCCACAUGCAUGGAACGGACGGGUUCGACCUCCUCCACGGUGUCAAUGGCCGCCUGCCCGUCAUCAUGUUCUCCGAGGAAGAAGAGGUGGUGACGAUGGUUAGGGCGGUGAUGGACGGCGCAGUUGACUACAUGGUCAAGCCGAUGACGUCGGAGGCGAUUCGGAGCAUCUGGACGCACGUCCUGCGCCGGAGGCUCAGCUCCCUCGCCCCUCAGGCCUCAUCGCUCUCGAGCGAACGACUGGCGGCGGCGGCGGCGCCAUUGGCAGGGAGCAGGCGGGGUGAUAGUCAUCAAAAGGAGGCAAUGGCUUCGCCGCCGCCGCCGGCAGAGAAUGGGCGCCGGGACGUUCAUGAGGCGGUGCAGGCGGCGUUCGCGCCGCAGCCUCCGGUUUCGGCGCCAGACUGUGACGUUCAGGAGGCGGAGCAGCUGGUACAAUCUGGCGUUCGAGAUGCGGCGUUGCCGCAGCCUCUGGCACCAGCGUCGGGUGAAGUUCAAGACGCGUCGGCGGCGGCGGCCACGACGACGACGACGGCAGGGAGCAGCCGCGGCGCCGAUGGCCAAGAAGAGGCAGCGAUGGCCGCAGCGACGAAGAGGGGCGCGCCGGAAGUGUCCGACAAGGGCUCGAACAGCUUGGAGCAGACGGCCGGGAAGAAGGCCAGGGUCAGGUUCGUAUGGACGACGGAGUCGCACUCAGCGUUUGUCAGAGCGUUCUACCAGCUGAAAGAAUACGAAGGCCCAAAGAGGAUACAGGAAUUGAUGGAGCUUGAAGGUAUAUUUGUAACAAAAGCACAAGUCUCAAGCCAUCUGCAGAAAUUCAAAGGUUGGUUAGAGAACAAGAAUAAUAACCUACCGGAAGCAAGCCGCUCAAUGCACAGCCUACUGAUGAGUAACUACACUGGUCGCCAGGAUAGAAAUAUUAGCUCUUGGAAGAGAAGCUCAGUCACAACAGAAGGACCUUUUGCUGGGAUGUUUUACGGUCUGCCUGUUCAUCCCAUGGCCACAUCAAAUAGUCGUCUCACUACUACCCAAACCAACUUUGUGGGAGUGGCACCCAAAGAAAUGGACAAUUUCAUAUCUCAGGGAAUUGCAAUUGGUUAUGGAUCUGCUGUUAGACAGGCAAGCCUUUGUAGUGAGGCUAACCCAGCUGGUCAAAACGUUCAUGCAAAUGGUAGCAGCCAAGGUAGAGGAAGUGCACUGGGUAAUGAUAUUUCAGCUUCUUAUGGUGUAGCUGUUACAAAUGUGGACCUCCUCCAGGUUAUUACUGCAUCACUGCCAUCAACCAUGAGACAGCCAGUGCAACCAAGUCAAAGCUUCUCCACCAUUAAUGGAUUGGCAGCUAACCUCGGUGUUGUGAUCAGUGAUCAAAACCCUGGGACUUGUAGUGCAGCAAACUCAAGCGCUAUCAAUAAUCAAAGUCCUGCGACCCAAGAAAUGUCUCGUCCACACACAUCUGAACUUGGGCAUGGCAGCAAUGUGAUGUUGGAUUGGGCGGAACUAGCUGGUCUGGAUGAUCAGCUGGAUAAUGAUGUGCUGAUGAACAGCCUCUUUGAUGGAGAACAUCUCCAACAGGGUGUCGAUACUGCAAUGGAUGGGACCCAAGAAAUGCUUGCUUCUGAUACUACCGGUGAAUUCUGCUCAGCACCACCUCAAGGUCUUAAUAGUGAGUUCUCCGGCCACAAGGGCACCAAUGGAAUGAGCGGCACAUCAGGUUGA